Messenger RNA from Caenorhabditis angaria, 5823 nucleotides. The record is from the annotation of a GenBank genome assembly. NCBI's taxonomy places the organism in Eukaryota, Metazoa, Nematoda, Chromadorea, Rhabditida, Rhabditidae.
AUGGCUACUGGUAUGAAUGAUUUCUUCAUUUUGACAACCGGUAUGUUAUUUUCAGGGACUUGUUUCGAUUAAAAAAAAACCAUGUUUACAAGGGAACCUUUUUACUCAACACUUCAAAUCAUUAUGAAAUUUGGUCCAUGGACAGCUUUUGGGACCAUAAGAACACCCUAAAAAUUUCAGUCUCCCAAUCGACCUCUGAGCCAAGUUCUGGGCUCUCAAAAACUCAAAAAAGACCUAAAAAUGGUCAUAAAAGUCAUCAUAGCUCCAUUUCAAAUUUUUUUUGGGAGAAAUGAAGUUUUAGAUAUUGAUCAGCAUAGUCGAUUACCUAAAAGUACAUCAAUAAAAAAACUUUAUUUCGAAAAAUUUUGAAGUUUUUUAUUUUUCGGCUGAAAAUUCGAUUUAUUGAUGCUUUUUGGGUAAAUCGACCAAGCUGAUCAUCAUCUGCUACUCGGUUUUUCAUAAAAAUGAUCGAACAUUGAGUUAUGAUGUGUUUUAUGAGCCAAUUUUGGCAAUUUUUGAACUUUUGAGAGCCCAGAACUUGGCUCAGAGGUCCAUUGGGAGACUAAUAUUUUUAGGGUGUUCUUAUGACCCUAAAAGCUGUCUAUGGACAAAAUUUCAUCAAGAUUUGAAGUGUUGUGUAAAAAAUGAUCCCUUGUCAGUGGAAAAGGUUAAUUCAGGUUCAAACUUUUCUGAAAAAUCUUUCGGAUUUCUAAAUGAACAUUUUCAAGCUAGUUUUCAGCUCCCAAAGUCUUAAUUUUCGUAAAUUUACAUAAUCUGCCACAUUAUUAAUUUCUUGUCAAAAUACAUAUUUUUUCAGUAUCGUCCAAAAUCAACAUCAACCAACUUCACUUGAACAUGAAUGGAAUUCGUCUAAUUUUAAAUACAAUUUUCGUUUUUGAUCAUUUUUUUGUUAUCAAUAAACUAUGUAUGUAAAACAUGUUCGCUUAUUGUUGAAAACGCCUAGGAGCAGCUAUAAAUAAACGCAAAGGCGCAAACUGCCUCAUUAAAUCGGCAUGUUCCCGCCGCGCUAACGGCGGGUACCGCCUGUGUAGGCGGGUUUGCCGCAGGAAAAAGGCAUUUUACGGCUGGUCAAUCAUUUGCUUGCCUGAAACCAACGGCCGAAUCAGCCUUGAACGCGCCGCAGUUUUCGCCUCAACCUUUCCGAGGUUCUAAAUGUUUUCUUCAAAAAAUCCAAGAUUUUGAGAAUUCUCAAGAUUCCUGCUAACUAAUUUCCAAAUGAUGAAAAACUACUCACCAAAGUCGACAUUCAAGAACCGGAUAACUUUCUCUUUGUUUUUUUUAAAAACAAAAUCAUAGUACAACCUCCUAGCUAAACUCAUCGCCUCAAACCGAAAAACAAAUCAAAUAUGUUCACAUAAUUACAUAAUCCCUCCAUCCGGUCAAAAUGAGACCAGUGUUCCAAAAAAUUAAUUGUUUGCAUCAAUCAACUCUCCCUUUUUCCCCUUCUCGUACUUUGUAUUUUCUUUGCUCACAACAUUUUUUAUUCCGAUUUCAACGAAACUUUCACAUAUUUUCCACAUUUCAUCUCAUUUCAUUCGAUUCCAUGAAAAUCAUAAAAAAGUUUCAACCAGCAGAUGUUUGUUGUUUUUAUUUGGUUCAAUCUCUUUCUUUCUUGACGAUGAGCUUAUGUAGAAAAUAGGGAGUCGUAAUUAUUAUGAGCACAAAAUAAUUAUUUUUGGCAACAUCUGCCUGUUCCUUGAGAGUUUUGAGGUAACCUUUUGUUAUUUUUCUCUUGACAUCAGCAAAAUGAAACUGGACACCGUUUCAGAGUAAUCUUAGCCUAGACAUGUUUCAUUGUCACGAUUCGUGUGGGUGUUCAACUAACUUAUAGUUAUGGUUUUGUGGUUCUUUGAUUUUUCUUACGUUCAGAAUCAGAACACAAGUCUAUUUCGUCUUUAAUUGAAACCCAAGUUUUUUUCGUAGAAUAAUACAUCAUAACUUUCUGUUUGUCAAGCUCAAAUUUUAAAAUUAGAUUUCUCUCGUCUUAUCUUUUCAAAAUUUAUUCUCCUAUGAAUAUUUUUUUGUAUUACAGAUACCAAAAUGCGUUUAUUAUAUCCAAUUUUCGUAUUCACGAUUACCCUUUUCUAUUCUACAUUUGCCUCCGAAUUAACAAGAUGUUGUGCUGGUGGAACACGACAUUUCAAAAAUAGUGGAACUUGUUCGAGCAUCAAGAGUGAAGGAACAAGUAUGACGUGUCAAAGGUAACUUUCCACAGCAGCAAAAUUGAAAAUGUAUCUCUAAAAAUAUAUUUUUUAGAUCAGCCUCAAUUUGUUGUCUCCGAUCCCUAUUAGAUUCUGCGUGUGAUGAUGGAGCAAAUCUGGCGAGAGACGAAGAAAGUUGCCCAGCCAGUAUAAAUGUUUUGGCUGGAGGAAUCAAGAAAGAAUGUUGCGAUUGUUGUAUGCUUGCACAAGACCUACUCAGCCGAAAUGAGCCGUGUGUUGCUCCAAUCGGUUUUUCGGCUGCUUGUCUUCGUAGUUUCAAUAAAUGCUGUAAUGGUGAUAUAGAAAUAACACAGGCCACUAAUCUUGUUGAAGAUCAAAACGAGGCAACAAUGAUACAUUUGGGAAGUGAUCGAUGCUCUCCAGUUUCUUGCGAACAUCUUUGUCAUGAUCGCGGAGGCGAUACAGUCGAAUGCAGUUGUCGAGCUGGUUACGAUUUGGCCCCAGAUGGUUAUGGAUGCGUUGGUAGGUUUUUUUUCAAAAUGAAUUAUUUUACCCUCGCUUUUUUCCAACCCUCCUCCAGAUCGCAACGAAUGUCUUUCCUCUUUGAAACCUUGUCUUCCCUCUGAAGAAUGUCACAAUACCCGCGGUUCCUAUUAUUGUCAACGUAGAAUUACUCGGCUUAUCUCUUCCCCCAGUCUCCGAACAAAUCGUGUAAAUAGAUAUCGCAUGAGAGACGAUCCGAACAGCCGAACCUAUUCUAAUCAACUUCGAGAAGCUCAAGGACAUCCAGAAACCACUUGCCCGUAUGGUUGGACCUUCCAGAACAAUCACUGUGUUGGUAAGUUGAAUUUAUCCUAUUUAUUGAUUUGAAUUUAACCUUUUCUAACCAAAGAGUGCUCAAUCCUAACCCAUCCCUGUACACUUUCCCCAAAUCAACAUUGCAUACCACACAACAAUUAUGGCGAAGGAAUUUGUGUUUGUAACCAAGGCUUUUAUUGGAGCACUGUCAAUCAUUUGUGUGAAGGUUUCAUCUAAUCAUUUUUUUGUUGAAAAAUUUCUAGUUUGAUUGAGUGAGUGUUUAGAUAUCGAUGAGUGUGCUACAAUGAUGGAUGAUUGUAUCGAGGGUCAAAGAUGUUUGAAUAUCCCAGGAAGUUUCAAAUGUAUUCGAACAUUAUCGUGUGGAACUGGAUAUGCUAUGGAUUCCGCGACUGAACAGUGUAAAGGUGUGUGCCGUGUUUCUCUAGAACUAAUCAUAAUUUUCUUGCACAAAUCUAUAACAAAAUCCCAUUAACAUUCUUAUAAGUUAUAGACGUUGAUGAAUGUAACUUGGGUGCUCACGAUUGCGGAGUUCUUUACCAAUGCCGAAACACACAAGGAAGUUAUCGAUGUGAUCCGAAAAAAUGUGGAGACGGUGAAUUACAGAAUCCACAAACAGGAGAAUGCACAUCAAUUACUUGUCCACAUGGAUAUUAUCCAAAAAAUGGAAUGUGUAAUGAUAUUGAUGAAUGUUCACUUGGCGAUAAAUGUAGUCCAACGGAGGAAUGUGUCAAUACUCCUGGAUCUUAUCGUUGUCAACAAAAAGGAAAUCUGUGCACUUAUGGUUAUGAAGUGAAUGAAGCAACUGGUUUCUGUGAAGAUAUCAACGAGUGUAAUCAAGGUGUUUGUGGUUCAAUGGAGUGUAGCAAUCUACCAGGAACUUAUAAAUGUAAAUGUUUGAGUGGAUACGAAUUUAACGAUGCCAAAAAGAAAUGUGAAGAUAUCGAUGAAUGUAAGAAAUUUGCUGGACAUGUUUGUGAUCUAUCAGCAGAAUGUAUCAACACGGUAAUUUUUUUCGACAAUAUUUUCUCUCGUAUAAAAUUGUUUUCUUUCUUUAGAUCGGAUCAUUUGAGUGUAAAUGCAAAGAAGGUUUCCAACUUGCUCCAGAUGGUCGAAGAUGCGAAGAUGUCAAUGAAUGCCUGACUGGAAUUGCUAGAUGUGAACAGAAAUGUGUAAAUAUUCCAGGAAGUUAUCAAUGUAUUUGUGAUAGGUAUGUUUUAUUUCGAUUCAGAAACUAAUUUUCCUUCCUAAUUUGUAAAUUUCAGAGGUUUUGCACUGAGUCACGAUGGAGCUCGAUGUGAGGAUAUUGAUGAGUGCUCAAUCUGGGCUGGAAGUGGAAAUGAUCUAUGUAUGGGUGGUUGUAUCAACACAAAAGGAUCAUAUCUUUGUCAAUGUCCAGCUGGUUAUAAAAUCCAAGCUGAUGGGCGAACUUGUGUUGAUGUGGAUGAAUGUGAACUUGGAGAAUGUUCAGGUGAUGACAAGAUCUGUGUGAAUACUCUUGGAUCAUUCAAAUGCCAUUCAAUUGAUUGCCCUCUGAAUUAUGUUCACGAUUCGCACAACAAAAAGUGAGUUUUCUGAAUUCUUCUUUUAAGAACUUUGUUUUGAAUGAAAGCUACUAACAUUUGUGAAUAUUUUUCUAACAGUCGAUGUAAUCGUCAACCAAGUGCAUGUGGUUUGCCUGAAGAAUGUAGCAAGGUUCCAAUGUUCAUCACUUGGCAAUUUAUCUCGUUAGCUCGGGCGGUUCCAAUUAGCGCACACCGUCCAGCUAUAACCUUAUUCAAAGUUUCUGCUCCAAAUCAUGCGGACACCGAAGUUGCAUUUGAGCUCCAACUCAAACAAGCAAGCGUUGGUAUGUUGCUUUCAACAAAGUUUGAGUUUUUAAGUGUUGUGGAAUGAUUAAUUUUUCAGACGUAUCAACUGUGAUGCCAGCGAUUCGUUCAAAUUUCCUCCUUCAAAAAGGAGACAAACGGAAUAGCGCUGUUGUAACUUUACGAGAUAGUCUCGAUGGUCCUCAAACCGUAAAACUUCAACUAAUCCUUCGAUUAUCUAAAAAAGGCAAGAGCUAUAAUACGUAUGCGGCGAAUUUGGUGGUCGAUGUGGCCGCUCAUAAACGACACAACACUGUACAUCCGCCAUUAUCGAAAAAGAAACGACAUACUCGCGAAAAACGUCAUUUUUGGUUGACGUCGAAUUAAAACCGCGUGCCUGCAUGUUUUGCUGUGAUUUAUGAUCUCAUUUUUAUAAUUUAAUAUAUUUUAAUUGUUUGGAAACUAAUAAACAUAUUUUUUGCUAACCUGAAAAUGCUACGUUUCAUUCUAAUACCAAAGAAAAAUGCGUUCAAAAUUGUACGAUUCCUAAAUCGUUUGUUUUUUCACAAAACAAACAAUUUUGCAGUCUAAUCGACGAUGGCUAUAGUUGCAUAAAAGUUUGCGCUAAAGACGAUGGUGAAUGUCUUGGAAAUCACACGAAAGAAGUGUUAUAUCAGUUCCGAGCAGUACCAUCGUUAAAAACAAUAAGACAUCCAGUAGAAGUUUCGAGAAUAGCAACCCAUAUGGGUGUACCGUUUUCAGUUGAUUAUUAUUUGGAUCCAAAAAGUCGGCGACACUUCAAAAUUGAACAAGAGAGGAAUAUUGGUAAGAUUAAAUCCAAGCUUGCUCAGAUUAAAGUUGAUUCUUUUUUAGGUAUUGUUCAAUUAAUAAAACCGAUUCGUGGUCCAACAGUUGAAACAGUCAAAGUUAAUAUUCACACAAAAUCAAAAACUGGUGUAAUUUUAGCGUUUAAUGAGGCAAUUAUCGAAGUAUCCGUAUCAAAAUAUCACUUCUAA